Uranotaenia lowii is the source of this 2970-nucleotide messenger RNA. RefSeq lists its product as uncharacterized. Bases 1 to 2970 code for a protein of 989 amino acids. Lineage: Eukaryota; Metazoa; Arthropoda; Insecta; Diptera; Culicidae. The record is from RefSeq and is a predicted model, not a curated record. Gene Ontology annotation, molecular function: nucleic acid binding; zinc ion binding. The transcript is spliced from 2 exons.
AUGGCUACGGCAUCCGCUUCCAGUUUGUCAUCGAAAAAUCCACCGCUGCGUAAUCUACAAACAAAGGUUAGGCUGGAGAAACUGGACGAUUUAUGGGAUCGGAUCAACGACGCGCUGAUCGAGGUUGAGAUGCACGAAGAGUACUCGUCGAAAGAGGCAACAUGUUCCAAUAUACGGCAGGAUUUCACCACGAAGUACUACAACGCCAAGGCAUCUAUGUUGGAACGCAUCAAGGAACUGGAAGGAGGUGCCAGUGUUCUACAUUCCACCCGUAUGAUGGACUCGUCGAUUCAACCAACCAUCGAGCAUGUCAGGCUACCGCAAAUUAAGUUGCAAACUUUCGACGGUAACAUCGACCAGUGGCUGAGCUUCCGGGACCUUUACUUAUCCCUGAUCCAUACCAAGACGGACUUACCGGAGGUUGAGAAGUUCCACUACCUGAAGGGCUGUCUCACCGGCGAGGCGCGGGCUCUCAUCGAUCCGUUGGCGCUUACGAGGGCGAACUAUUCAGUAGCUUGGGACAUCCUUAUGGCCAGGUACAACGACAGCAAGGUGUUGAAGCGCAGGCAGGUUGGAAACCUUUUUAAACUUCCCAAGGUGGCUAAGGAGUCGGCCGUCGAUAUUCAGGCACUACUGGAAGGUUUCGAACGCGUCGUACAAACCCUGGACCAAUUGGUGAAACCGGAAGAAUAUAAGGACCUGUUGUUGCUGGAAAUGUUGUGCUCCAGACUGGAUCCAAUUACACGUCGUGCAUGGGAAGAGCGCAGUGCUCAGCAGGACCAGGACAAGGUGGUAGAUUUAACCCAAUUUCUCCAAACCCGCGUGAAAAUAUUGGCAUCGCUUCCACCUAAGGCUCACGAUAACAAGCAGGAAGGUUUUCAAUGGCAGAAGAAACCCAACGUCGCCAGAACAAGUCACAGCGCAGCACAGAUGAUGGCCGGAAGUUGCAUCGCUUGUCCGGAAUCCCAUUUAUUGUACACCUGCCCUACGUUCCUGAAGUUGAGUGCUUCCGCUCGAGACAAGCUGCUGCGACAAAAUUCUCUCUGCAGAAACUGUUUUCGGCGUGGUCAUCAAGCUUCGGACUGCAGAUCGAACCAGGUUUGUCGCAAAUGCAAGGGAAAACACCACACGCUAGUCUGCUUUCGCGGCGACAGUGCAGAAAACAACUAUACUCGCCCAUCGCAACCUUUCGCAUCUGCUGCCAACAGUAAUCAAUCCGCUUCAGCAACCACCUCAGCCGCCAACUCAGGAUCCGUUUCAUCGAACAUGGCAAGGAAUCAUUCCUCAACCGUUCUGUUAGCUACAGCUGUCGUCUUAGUGGAAGACGAUGCAGGCAAGGUGUUCCAGGCAAGGGCUUUAUUGGACUCAGGCUCCGAAUGCAACUUCAUGACAGAAGGGCUCUGUCAACUUAUGAAGGUGUCUCGAAAACGGUCGAACAUUUCUGUUCUUGGAAUCGGUCAAUCAAAUACCACGGUCAAGCAUCAGGUGUCAGCGGUCGUACGGUCAAGAACAUCGGACUUUUCUCGGCCGAUGGAUUUCUUGUUAUUACCCAAGGUUACCGCGGAUCUACCGACAACAAACGUGACGGUUUCUACGUGGAAAUUCCCGCAGGGCGUGGAACUAGCAGAUCCAGCGUUUUUCAAAUCAACAUCAUUGGAUAUGGUGCUAGGAAUACAGCACUUCUUUUCAUUUUGCCCGAGUCAGACCAAGAUUCCGUUGGGCGAAGGUUUACCCAUGCUGAUUGAGUCAGUGUUUGGCUGGUUGGUGACAGGCUCGGUAGAAAGCCAAGCUUCUUCGUCGCGCAUCAUCUGUAAUACGGCCUCCAAGGUGGAUCUGGAUGAACUUCUUACUCGUUUUUGGUCUUGUGAGGAGAUAGGGUCUCCGAACAAUUAUUCCCCGGAAGAGCAACGCUGCGAGGCGCAGUUUGCUCUAACCAAGUACAGAAGUUCUACUGGGCGAUACACCGUUGCACUACCGAAGGACGAAAAGAUAUUGGCAACCAUUGGCGAGUCGCGGGAGAUGGCUUUCCGUCGACUUCAGUCCCUGGAACGUAGACUGGAAAAGAAACCAGAGCUACGUCAACACUACCACGGUUUUAUGGCGGAAUACCUGGAGCUCGGGCACAUGCGCAGGGCGAAUGUGGGUCCCGAGAAACGUGUUUAUCUUCCUCAUCACCCGGUCAUAAAGCAGGCAAGCACAACAACCAAGGUGCGCGUUGUGUUUGAUGCAUCAUCCAAAAGCAGUAGCGGUAUAUCCUUGAACGAUGCCUUAUUGGUUGGACCCGUAAUCCAGGACGAGCUUCGAGCUCUCAUCAUGCGUUGUCGGAUGAAACGAGUCAUGAUUAUAGCGGACAUAGAGAAGAUGUUUCGACAGAUUGGUAUAUGCGAAGCUGAUAUGCCCCUGCAAAGCAUCCUUUGGAGAACGGAUACGAAGAAGGAGGUUGAGACUUACGAGUUGGCAACCGUGACGUAUGGCACGAAACCGGCGCCAUUUCUAGCGACCAGAACGUUGAAACAGCUGGCGAGCGAUGAGUACAAUCGAUUCCCAAGCGCUUCUAAGGCGUUGGUAGAUGACGUCUACAUGGACGAUGUUAUCACAGGCACCGAUACAGAGAGUGAUGCAAUCAAAUUGUGCGCAGAACUUAUCAAAUUGGCAGACAGUGGUGGUUUCCGUCUUAGGAAGUUCGCAUCCAACUCAGCAGCAGCUUUAAGAGAGGUGAAAAUUGAGGAUCUUGCUCUCCCGCAAACCAAUGAGAUCAAUUUGGAUCCUGAUCCAUCGGUGAAAACAUUAGGACUGGUCUGGCAGCCACAUAAGGACUAUUUUCGCUUCAACUUCACCAUUGAACAAAUUGCGGCAAAGGAAAGAUUGUCUAAACGGAAAAUCCUAUCAGCUAUCGCUAUGCUAUUCGACCCCCUCGGUCUCGUAGGAGCAGUUACAACGAGUGCAAAAAUCUUCAUGCAGCGUUUAUAG